UAAAAAUAGUUACCAAGAUGAGAUUCACACAUGACUACUCCCGUGUCGGUGCUCAGAGAGGCAAAAAUUUCUAUUCUUGUGGGACACAUUUGCGUUUUACUACAAGCUCACGAGCUUGUAACAAGCUCACGAGCUUCUAAUUAUAAUGAUGCCGUAGAAACAUGAUAAACAAAGUUCUCAGUGUUUCAAGUCUUACUAAUAAUUUCUGGUGCAAAUGUUUGUUGGCAAGCGAGCACAAGCAAGAUGGCUGAAGCAAACGAGGAAGCGUUUAAAGUAGACGAUAAAGAUAAAGAUCAAAUUGAGCAAUCUAAAGAUCAAAACGUAUUCAAAUCUCCAUCAAAAUUUUUAAAAGUCACACAUCAGGUGAAAGCAGAAGCAUUAAGACGUUACCAAUUUCCAAAAGAAAAGCAAUUUGCUGCUGAAGAAGCAAAUUUAAAGCAACAAAGGGACCAACCUUGUGCCCUUUCAUCAGAAAUUACUGAUCUUGAGCAAUUUGCUGCUGAAGAAGCAAAUUUAAAGCAACAAAGGGACCAUCCUCGUGCCCUUUCAUCAGAAAUUACUGAUCUUGAGCAAUUUGCUGCCGAAGAAGCAAAUUUAAAGCAACAAAGGAACCAUCCUAGUACCCUUUCAUCAGAAAUUACUGAUCUUGAGCAAUUUGCUGCCGAAGAAGCAAAUUUAAAGCAACAAAGGAACCAUCCUAGUACCCUUUCAUCAGAAAUUACUGAUCUUGAGAUACCAAAGUCUAAGCAAGAUGAUGUAAGAAAUGUGGAUAUUGUGUUAGAUAGUUCCGUCAUUGAAGAUGAAAAACCAGAAAGCUCGUUUGAGGAAUCUGUUACCAGUACUACCCAUCCAGAAAUAAAUUUAUCAACAGAAUCACAUAUAGCUCAGUCAUGGUCUCUUGGAUCUCCUCAACAAUUUAAAGAUGCCAAUUCAGCCCUUCUUGAUAGCAGCAGUAGUGACGGUGGUAGUGAUAAACAAAGUAAGGAUGUUCAUUCCCAUCUUGAUGACAAGCCAGUAGCAACCUUUGUAACCAAUUCCGAGGAAAAAGCUGUUUUAAAUGAUAGCUCUACUGAGCUCACUCACACUGAAGGAGUUAUCAGUGAUGUUGAAAACACAAAAACUUAUACAGCAGAAGAACAUACAGGAUCAAUCACUGCUGAGGAAAAAUUAGUACAUUCUGCAAAUCUUUUAAAAUCUAUAGGAAAUAAGAAUGAUAAAAGUUUUGAUAAUGCAACUGAGGGUUAUGCAGCAGAGGAAAAAAUCUACCAAGAUAUUGGGACAGGUAGUAAUAUGGAUGAAGAAAAGAAUACCAUUUGCGGUCCAACUUCUAUUAAUGUAGAUGGCAAAGAUAGCGUUGAUUCUAAUGUUAAUAUGGAAUUGGCUGCUCAAAAUGAUGGUAUUGUAAUAGACAAGGAAAAAGGUCAACAUGUAUCAGCUGAUGUGAGCAACAAUAAUAACAAAAAAGAUCAAAAGAGUGCUAACGAUGAUGCAAACAUUUCAGAAAAAGAAAUAUUUAAUGAAUGUGGUACAGAAAAUUCACCUCAAGAUAAACUAGGUUUUAAACAAAGUGAAACAGAUGAAGCGGAACAAGAAGAUAUGAACUCAGAAAGUGACAAAACAAUCAAUCAAGAAGAAGAUGAUUCACUGUAUAAGAACGACGAACAGUACUCUGAAUCCUAUUCAACUGGUGAUGUACCGCCUGAUAUUUUGACAUUAUAUCAUUCUUUUGGCUUUGAAUGCACAAAACGAUCCAAUUUGCAUUUGUUGUCUCCAGAUUAUGUUAUAUUUUCCACUGGCAAUUACUUUCAAAUAUUGAAUCUAAAAACAAAAAAACAAGUCAACAUUAGAAGUACAAGUGGCAGGGGUAUUGGUGCAAUAGCGGUUCAUCCGAACAGACAAUAUUUUGCUGUAGCUGAAAAAGGCAUCAAACCAGAUAUAAUUAUUUAUGAAAACCCUUCGUUAAAAAUAUAUCGAAUCUUGCGGGAAGGAACUGAAGAAGCAUAUGCUAAUCUUGAUUUUUCACCCAGUGGAGAAAAACUUGCAUCAGUUGGAAGUGCACCUGAUUAUAUGAUGACUAUUUGGGAUUGGAAUGAAGAGCAGAUUAUUCUUCGCUCAAAGGCCUUCUCUCAAGAUGUUUAUAAAGUUGCGUUUUCACCAGAAGAUGAAGGUCACCUGUGCUCAAGUGGCACUGGCCAUAUAAAAUUUUGGAUGAUGGCAAACACAUUUACUGGUUUAAAACUGCAAGGAGAACUGGGUAGAUUUGGUACUACUGAGUUAAGUGAUAUCUCAGGAUUUGUUGAAUUACCUGAUGGAAAGGUACUCUCUGGUUCAGAGUGGGGUAAUAUGCUGCUGUGGGAUGGUGGGUUGAUUAAGGUUGAAAUAACCAGAAAAGGGAAGAAGAAUUGUCAUAAUGGUAACAUUGAGCAGUUUUUCCUUGAUGAAGGAGAACUGAUAACAGUUGGAUUUGAUGGAUUUGUAAAGGUGUGGGAUUUUGAAAGUGUAGAUACUGCCGAUGCAGUUGAUGAAAGCAAACUGUUUGAACUUGAACCCAUGUCAGAAUUAAAAGUUGGUAAUGAAGUGAAGUUAUUAUCUAUGGUAAAAUCAGUUGAUGAUGAAGAAUCUACCAUAUGGUAUGCCCAGGAUGCUUCUGGUGGAAUAUGGAAAUUGGAUUUGUCCUUUUCGCAUACUAGUCAAUCUCCCGAUAAAUUAUUUUCAUAUCAUUCUGGGAAUGUUUCGACUGUAGCAUUAUCCCCUAUCUCUCAUUUUGCAGCCACAACUGGACAGGAUGGUACUGUUCGUUUAUUUGACUUUCUAUCAAAGAUUCCACUCUGCAACAAAAAGUUUAAUUUCUCUGGAUGUUCACUUCUCUGGAUGCCUAAAAUCGUUGAUUCCACAUGCUCCUCUAUCCUUGUUGGUUUUGCGGACGGAGUUGUUCGACAUUUGUCAAUAGCCAAAAAUACGCAAAAAAGUGGGCGCAAAAAACACAACAUAUCAAAUGUUACAUUACAUUUGACACAAGUGUUUAAACCACACAUUAAACCAGUGACUUGUAUGGCUAUAGAUGGGACUGGGAAGAUUCUCGCAACAGGGAGCACAGAUGAAACUGUUUUUUUCUUCAGUAUGGAGAAAACCAUUAGGCCAAUAGGUUUUGUUGAAACUGCAGCUGAAGUUGUGUCCAUUCAAUGGUCAACAAUUAAAAUGGGUAACAAACUGUUGGUGGCGUGUAGGAAUGGUAGCAUACAAGAGUUCCUGCAACCUUCUUCUGGAAAAUUUGAUACAACCAAAUCAUUUCAGUUACCAUUGCAAGGCUUGUUAUCAAAAGAAUAUCAGUUUAAAAGCAUCAAAGAUGAACUGCUAAAAGCUGAAGAAGAUGUAAGAAAAGCUAGGGAAGAGGCUGAAAGGAUACGCAUAAGAGACGAAGAAAGAGCUCGUCGCAAGGCGCAGGGAAUUGAAGAAGAAGAUGAGGAAGAAGAGGAAGAAGAAGUAAAAGAUGAUGAUGAUGAUGAUGAUGCUCCUCCAGUUAAACAUCCACAGGGAGAUGUCUUGAAAGCAUUUUAUCGUGGUAACACGGGAAAGUUUGUGCUGACAAUGGACGGCUGGGAUGCAGGAUACCUCUACGAAUGCAGUUUUGAGAAUGAAAACGAAAGUUCAGUGCGGGCCAUUAAAAUUCCAGAUAUUAAUGAUGUUCCUGUCACUUCGUUACAUUUCAGCAAAGAUGGAAGCUACCUUGCAUUCGGUCUAAAAGAUGGUGCGUUACGUGUUCACAGCAUGGCGUCAUGUACAUUGGAAAAUUUGACUUCAUAUUGGUAUACAAACGCGCACGAUAAUGAUUAUGGCUCUGUUUCUGACAUCGAGAUUAGUUUUGAUAGCAAAUUUUUGAUCAGUGUUGGUAAUGAUGGCAACAUCUUUGUAUUCUCAUUUAUGGAUGAAGCCAAACUGAAAGCUGCCUUAGCUCAAUUGAAAACAAACAUUAACGCAAAGGAUGUAGAUACGAAACCCGCUGAUGACAUUGACGAUCCUAAACAUUACAGUAUUGAGUUAGAGAAACAAAAAGCUGAACACGAUAGAAUGGUGCGUUUAGCUGAAGAGAAAAAACAGCAAGUAAAAAACACGAUUGGAAAGCUUAGAAGACAGUUUCGUAAACUGAAAACAAGGAAUGAGGAACUUCCCAGCUAUCUGCAAUUACCAACAAGUGAUUUUAUCAUUGAUCCUCAAAUGAAAGUUGAUCUUGAAGUUGAACGAGAAGAGAAGAUUGAGCUGGUUAAAAAGGAAACUGCGUAUGAAUCCGAACGACAUAGAAUCGCUUUAAUGAAAUUGCAGAAGAGAUUUAAAGAAAGUGUGGAAUGCGAUCGUAUCGUUCUUUAUGCGUUCGGUACCGAGCACAGCGUGUCGUCUUAUCGUGCAAGCAAACUGACAGAAGAGUUUUUCUCGCUAGUAGCCGAUAACAAACGCAGAAUGACACUUCGAGAAACUGGUGAUAUUCUUUCCGGUCAACCAAGAAGAACUUCUUGGAAAGUUGCUGGCAAAAUUGCUGGACUUCGUAAAGCUAGUCAAGGUGAAAAAGAUGAAGGGAAAGAAGAUGGUAUAAACGCAGCUGCUCAACCAACAACGCAAACACAAAAACUGGAAGGUAAAAUUGCUAAGGUUAUUGAGAAAGUUGAAGAAAGAAAAUUGAAGAGAUUAAACAGACAAAAAGAGUGGGCGGAGCUCUAUAAAAACAAACCAGAUGAAAAUUACGAGGAUCCUAAAGAUAUCGAUGCAAUCAAAUUUGCAGCACUCACGAUAGGAGAUUUCAAACUAAAAACAGCCAGUGAUUACGUUGUUCCAGAAGCUCAGAGAGUAAAUGCAGAGAAGAAGAGAGCUCAACUAUUUGAUCUGGAAGUAAAGGUGCACGAUUUAAAAAAGAAUUUCAACGACAGGUUGUUAAAGUUGCGUGACCGAAAGAUAGCAACUAUACAACAGAUUAAAGAUCUAACAGAAGAGUUAGAAGUUGUACAGUCUCAUCUACCAGAAACCAAUCACAAACUUGUGCCAGAUGUUCCUUCUAUGAAGCCCGAUGAGUUGCCAGAGAAGAAUCUUGAAUAUACAACAGAGACAUUGAUGAAAUUUCGUACUGAUGUGCUGGGCUUACAGCCAUUACAAGCUGACGGUGUUGCAAGUAAUGUUGGUACUGUCGAGAACCAAUCAAGCAAGACUGUCUCCAAUGCUCGAACAGUCACCAAUCCCCGAUUGCGAUCAACUUCUAUUGUUUCUAACUUCUCAAGCAUACCACAGUCGGAUUCUAGUAUCCAAAGUGAAACUCCUGAUAUCAUCGACGAAGAAGUGCAGCACGAAGGAGAGUCGCCACUUGAAGUAGCUAUCGAGAAAGAAGAAAUGAUAAGGCUAACACAUCAAAGAGACGAGUUGUUAAAAGACAUAUCAGGAAAACUGAACAGUUUUGAUGCAGAGCUACGGCUUCUCCGCCAUGACAAAAUACAUUUGGAUACGAAGUUGAAGAACGCUGAGCUAAAAGAAAUUACUCUGUUUGAAGAGCUUAUAUUACUGAAAGAUUUCGAGAAACGUGAAGAACAGUUAAGGCAAAAAGUUGUAUCGAAAUUUCAAGAGAAAGAAGAAAUGGAGGACAAGUUUGAUGAAAGUGAAGAGCUUCUAACUUUAAAGAAGGAAGAAUUGGACCACUUGCUUCAACGAGAAAAAACGCUGUUUACUACCUUCUCCAACACUAUUGGUGAUAAUAAUAAAUUUGAAGGCUUUCUAACAAAAGUGUUUAAGAAGAAAAUUAAACGUGCUAAAAAGAAGACGACUGACGGAGGCCAGUCUGAUGAGGAAAGCAGUGAGGAGGAGAGUGAUGAUGAUUAUGACAGCGAUGAGGAAGGUGAUUCUGAUGAGGACGACGAAUUAGAUGAUAGUGUUUGUCCAACUGGUUGUGAUCAGGUUAUUUUCGACCAGAUAUGUCAGCUGCGAGAAAGAAAAUUGGAUUUAGAAGAGAUGAUCGUUGAUGCAAAAAAAGCUGGAGACAGCACUAAGAAAGAAGUGGACGCUUUGUCGAAGAAAGUUAAAAUUGUCACUUCUGCAUUGAAAAAUGCUGCUUCUGACUUAGAAGCUUUUCAGCGCGAAAAGCAACAAAAACUCAACGAAUUAAAUGUUGUUGUCACAUUGAAGCUGGAUCAAAUCCAAUAUGUUGUGAAUAAUAUCAUCCCGCAUGAUUUAUCCAAGUGUUUGGUGUUUGAAAGAAGUUUUCUAGACAGAUUACAAAAAAGAAUAAAAGAACUAGAAAAAGAAAAAUUGAAACAAAAACAGUUAUACAGGGAAAGACGUCAACAGCAUGUCCAAAUGAUUCGUGACAAGAAAACUAUGGAUACGAAGAUAAAGGAGCUGGAGGAUAAAGUCCAACAAAUUCAGAUGCUGAAAUUCGGCAGACUUGUCGAUUUAGAAAAGUUGGAAACAGUUUCGGUUAACCGGGUCGCGGAAGAAUUAAAAGAAAAAUUACGUGAUCAGGAGAAGAGAAAUGCGAAAGAUAUCGCCGGUUGGGAUAAAAAAAUCGACGGCCUCCAAACAGAGCUAACUAAACUUAUUCGAGAAAAUACGAAAAGACUCGAUACGUACACGAUAUUUCAUCAAGAAAAGAAACAGCUGGAACACCAAUUAGAUUCACGUCAAAAAAAUUUAGGCGGUGAGUUUCGUGGAAAUCGCAAAACUGAUCUCGAAGAACAACAGCGUUUGGUACAACUUGUGCAGUUGCAGUCACAAGAGAUAGAUGCAUUAAAAAACGAAAUUAGCGUACUGUCGAGAAAAGGUGGUCAUAUCAUGCCGCCACCAGGGCCAUCUGCACGACGACCACCUCGAGAAAAUGCGACGCAGUAACUUUUAUGUUGCUUCACAAUUUGGGAAACUGUUAAUAUAUGUAAAUUUAUAUACAAUGGAACCUCGUAUAAUAUGAUUUUGUUGUUGCAUAAAAACGAUAAUUCACAUUCUUGAUAUAGAAAAUUGUUUUAAUCGGUGCCGGUUUGAUAAAAAUAUAUAUAUUGAAGAACUUCUCCAACGCGGUCAUCAACUAAGCUGGGAAAGUUUGACCAUAAGGUCCAUUGUAUAUAGUAUAUUAAAAGUUGUAUAUUAUUUUUUAUGUUAAUCUUUUAUUUUGUUGCUGAAAGAUUAAAAAUAAUAUAUUUUACAUGUUACGAUAUAUAAUACAAUUCUGAACCA
Hydractinia symbiolongicarpus is the source of this 7200-nucleotide messenger RNA. RefSeq names its product cilia- and flagella-associated protein 44-like. Bases 244 to 6861 code for a protein of 2205 amino acids. Gene Ontology annotation, molecular function: protein binding. Lineage: Eukaryota; Metazoa; Cnidaria; Hydrozoa; Anthoathecata; Hydractiniidae. The record is from RefSeq and is a predicted model, not a curated record. The transcript is spliced from 44 exons.